Rhopalosiphum padi (bird cherry-oat aphid) is the source of this 2025-nucleotide messenger RNA. RefSeq lists its product as uncharacterized. The transcript has 2 exons. NCBI's taxonomy places the organism in Eukaryota, Metazoa, Arthropoda, Insecta, Hemiptera, Aphididae. The coding region runs from base 134 to 1624 and encodes 496 amino acids. The record is from RefSeq and is a predicted model, not a curated record.
AUUAAAUGUGUUUGGUGCAAUUACUGUUCUACAAGGACAAUCUGUCCAAUUUAAACGUUAAUAUACCAAGUAAACUUUGUCUUUCAUUUACGUAGCUGUGCCUUUUUUUUAAAAUUCUUUUGUUUAUUUGUAGAUGUUUUUUUUGAUAUGGUGGAUACUAAUCAUCGAUUGUAUGGUGGAAUUCAAAACCGUUUAUGGAACCGAACGGAUAAUAAUAACGGUGCCGGUGCACAUAAAAAAGAUGCACCAUACGAAAAUGAUUUACAAGAUCAUCGAAAAACCCGUUCCCGCGGAAACCGUCUCGACGCUGUCAACGGAUCGAGUCCGCUACCGCGAGGGACCCACGCCGCCCGACGCGCCUAACGGGACGCACGGUGAAGAGAACCAAACGGUAGCGUCGACUUUCAGGUACCACGAACGCGGUCACGGACCCGCCGACCAUCGCGGUCGCGGUUAUGACGGAAAUCACACGCACGGCCGUUUGCGCGACGGAGAUCCCUCGAAAUUGUCGACCGCACACGGUGCGCGGGUCGAAGGUGGCCUGCACAAGCACUACGGCGACGGCGCCACCGGCCGCGGACCGCACCGCCACUCGUACACGACGUACGGCUCCAACGCAAACGGUGCGGGCUUGCACCAUCCCCAGCACCACGUGCACCGCCCGCGUCACCGUGUGCGCGGGAACUACGGCACCGACGUGUGGUACGGCAAGCAGGCCGGCGAUGAAGACGUUAAGCACGCAGUCGGUGAUCACGUGCGCGGCCACUCUGUCCAAGCGAUGCACGGACACUUUGGCGGCGUGUUGCGCCCGGCGGGCGAUCACGAGCACGGUGACGUGCGCUUCAGCUAUCUCAAGCCCGCGCACGUCGGAGCCCACAGACACUCGCACUUUGGCGACCAUCGACACGUGCGCGUCGGCGACCACAGGCACGUCGGCGAUCCCAAAAACGGCUGGCCCUUUGGCCGUCAAAAUGUCGAACACUUUGGCGGCCACUCGCUCGGGCAGUUCGGCGAUUCCUGGCGCGGAAACACCGGAAGUCUGUGGAGCGCGCCGGACCCGACCGAUCCCAGUUUCCGGGGACAAAACCAAGGCAGCCGACCGACCGGGCAUCCGGAACCGCAACAGCACAGUGACGACUUGCACAGGGACGCCGCCAAGUUCGGUGCCAUCGAGACCGGCGGCGCACGCGAUCAAUACGGACACGGUGCAGUCGACACGGCGUCGCCCGGACCGGACGCCGCUUAUCGCGACCUCGGCGAGUAUGGAUUUUCGAAGUUGCAGCACGAUCACCAAUUCAGUAAACCCGUUUAUGGUCACCGCGAUGCGGGCGGUUACCAAGUACAGGAAAACGUAGCAGAUUUCAACGGAAUGAUUUCGAUCGCCAUUCCGCCACCGCAUCCUGCCACCGCCUCGCACGCAUCCCAGACCGGCUACAACAAUCCUUCUCCGGCGACGGGUAUCGGCGCCAGUAACACCGCAAUGCCGUCGGUGUUCGCCAUCGCUUCGCCGCCGACCGUAAACAACGUUUACUACACGCUCGAUCCCGUCGUGCCCUACGACGACAUGGCACUUCGACCGCAGCGGCGAACCGCUCGACGGAGUUGCGUGGAAAAUAUGAAAUAGUCUCAGAACGGCAUAUAGUUAUAGGCUUCGGUACCUACCUAGGUGUUUGCUUGUCUUAAUAUAUUUACACGCUAUUUAUUGGCUUUUUAGUGCUUUUUCUUCAGCUAUUUUCUGCGAAAAUAAUUUUAUAAAAAUAAAAUGCUUAUGUCUUACCGCUAUUAUGUAAAUUUCACGUGAUAUUAAUAUAUAAGCUUUGCGCUAAUCGCCGUCGGUGACCAUCUCUAUUGACUGAUAUUUUUGUUUUUAUUAAAAAAUACACUGAUAUAUUAUGAGUUAUGACAAAGAUAAAAUUAUAUAAAAAGAGAAAAAUAAAUAAAACAAAUAAUUAUAAAAUAAAAAUUUCAGUCGAAAUGGUUCUGUUUUGGUGCAUAUUUGAUUUGUUUUUAGUGCAUGUUAUGUUA